CCCUUUUUUGUGACAAAUAUCUCCAACGACAAUAAAUUAAUCCAUCUUUUUUGGUUAUAGGUAAGAGAUAGAGACAGAGAUUAAUUGUCUAUGGAAGUCUCAGGAGGAAGCAAGAGUGAUGAGAAUAACAAGAGUUGUCAGAGAGGUCACUGGAGGCUUGUAGAAGAUGAAAACCUACGGAAACUUGUUGAUCAACAUGGUCCCAAGAACUGGAAUUUCAUUGCUCAACAUUUUAAGGGACGAUCCGGGAAAAGUUGUAGAUUAAGGUGGUACAACCAAUUGGAUCCAAACAUAAACAAGAGGCCGUUUACUGAGGAAGAAGAGGGUAUGUUAUUGAAAGCUCAUGCGAUCCAAGGGAACCGAUGGGCUUCUAUCGCUAGGAAGUUCCCUGGAAGAACCGAUAACGCGGUCAAGAACCGUUUCCAUGUUAUCAUGGCUAGAUGCAAACGUGAAGGAGGUGCUUCCAACACUAACUCUACUCUUCCGAGCCUCAACAACUUGAACGUUGAGCACUGUCGUUACCGGGCUACACAUACACAUGACUCGUUCCCUUAUUGUAAUUCUCAUCUUGGAUCCUCAUCAGUCGCGAAUGAUCCCCAUGGAAGUCAUUUUGGAAACACAAGCUUGGUGGGUUUGGAGAAAAAUAAUAACUUUCGUCGGACAUCGGAUAAGAGUUCAUCCGAAGAUGGACUAACUAGCAAUCUUGCUGAUGUUGGGGGUGAGAAUGAGAACCAUAAUGUUACGUUCAUUGAUUUUCUUGGGGUUGGGUUAGAUUCUCAUUAGCUCAUAAGAACAUAUUCGUAUAGUUAGAGUUUGAAAGGUUAAUUUAUAUUAUUAUUGUUCACGUUUCAUAUUCAAAUUUUCAUCCGAUUUAUGUUUUUCCGGAUUGCUAUUUCUAUAUGUCUAAUGCAUGCUAUUAUGGUAGCUUGGACUGUAGGAAUACUCUUUUUUUUGUUUUUCCUUCUCUUAACUUGUAAUGACAGUGCAACGAAUUUCAUUGCAAAAAAAAAGUAAAUAAUAUUGAAAAGUUUGC
Molecule: messenger RNA, 1033 nt
Organism: Arabidopsis arenosa
Lineage: Eukaryota; Viridiplantae; Streptophyta; Magnoliopsida; Brassicales; Brassicaceae
Source: the annotation of a GenBank genome assembly